GCCAAGGAAAAGUGGUUCAAGCCUCAAAGACGGAGCUCACGCUCACGAAUGCUAGAGGCUAGAGCUGCAUGUGGCUGCAGGAGCUGCGCUAAGGUUGCAUUCAUCAUUCAUAAUUCAGCUCAGCUAAGCUUGGAGAGCAGGACUUCAAUCGUAGCUUUCCCGUACGGCAUCAAUACCUGUUAUUACAAAAGUUGCUUGCAUUCACGCGCUGUGCCCGAGAUCAAUGCGCCCCUAAGACAUUGUAUUAGGGGCUGGCCAAUCUGAGAAGCAAUUGCACAAGCAGGCCAUUGCCAGCAAACAAUUGUGGAACGACGUUCUUUUUUACAAGUAUAGCUCAAUAGCAAGGUGGUGUUGUGAUCGCUUUUAGACCUGCUGAAAAGACUGCUGCCCCAAAGCACUGGAGACAUGAUCCUCUUCGAUCAGGAAAGUAGAAUACUCAGCGAUGCAUUAGUGGCACGCUUGAAAGAAUCAGAGAAGCCAGCCGAAGUGGACAGUCACCUCGUUGAGUUUGACGAUGUCCGCUACCAUGUACAGGCCGGAGCUGCCACCAGUCACAUCACAAUCUCCAUCGGGUUGCCUGUGGCUCCCCCGGGUGCAGCUGUUGCAGGGGGACUAGGGGGAAGCAUCGUUCCCUUGGGGGCUCUGGAGGCUGUUGAAGCAGCGUACGGGAGCUAUGCAAAAGUUCUAGAUGAACCGGAAAAGGGGUUCGACCUGACCUUAGAAGUAGACGUUUCAAAGGUUCCAACUGGGGAAGGUGAACAACAAAAGAUUAUCAGGAGUUUAGCCUCUUUACGAAGUACUAUCAUGGCGGCUCCUUUGCGAAACAUCUUGAAAGCGCUCUCUUCAGAAGGGGGAGACCCUCAGAGUCCCCCAUCCGCAGCCGCAAAGCCCACCGCUCUCUCAUAUCGACCAAAAGAGGCCUUCUACGUGACUCGAGAUGCUGAAAAGGCGACCGUCGUCUUUCCCAUGAACUUCCAAGACAGCAACGAUGUGAUCAUCGCCAGCUCGUUUCUCCAGGAAUUCAUGGAAGCCCGGCGGACCGCUUCCGCCCAGACGGCGCCCUUCUGCUCCUACUCCAAGUCCCCGCCUCUUGAGCUCAAAAACGUCCCCCCCGCCGCUCUUAAGGCGAACGCGGGCUAUGUCUCUUUCGUUAUCUUCCCGAGGCACGUGCAAGGCGACAAACUGGGGCGCACCGCAUGGGCCCUCCUGACCUUCUAUGCUUACGUCAGCUACCACAUAAAGUGCUCCAAAGCUUUCAUGCACACGCGAAUGCGAAGGCGGGUUGAAGGCCUGAUUCAGGUGCUGCACAAGGCCAAGCCAGAGACGGUCAAGGAGAAGAAAACUGCCUCCGGCCGGACCUUCGUGAAGCCAACUUGAGAUGAAUAUUGGUCAAGUUUAUGGUUCACAACUGCCUGCAUGCAUUCCCUGUGCUACAAGAUGCAGCCGAGACGAGCAAGCGGCUUGCCACGUACGCGUCCUUUCUUCUCGCAACGUCACCCACUGAUAGCCGCCAGGAAUACGAAGUUUUAAAUUCAAUGACGCAGGUCCAGGAACUUGGUUGACGGGCUCUCUUCAGAGGGGGAACGUCCAUGUUGGCAUUUCAAGUCCGCGGCCCGCCACUUUCAUUAGCAAAUGUACGUUUGUAUUUGUACAAAACCAUGAUACAACUCUGAUUCCGAGGAUCUGAAUAUGGCCACGCGCAACGAAAUGUGCUAGGUGGUCCGCAUUGAACCGCGU
Klebsormidium nitens is the source of this 1737-nucleotide messenger RNA. NCBI's taxonomy places the organism in Eukaryota, Viridiplantae, Streptophyta, Klebsormidiophyceae, Klebsormidiales, Klebsormidiaceae. The record is from the annotation of a GenBank genome assembly.